This is a messenger RNA of Ostrea edulis (European flat oyster), 945 nucleotides long. RefSeq names its product piggyBac transposable element-derived protein 4-like. NCBI's taxonomy places the organism in Eukaryota, Metazoa, Mollusca, Bivalvia, Ostreida, Ostreidae. The coding region runs from base 1 to 945 and encodes 314 amino acids. The record is from RefSeq and is a predicted model, not a curated record. The transcript has a single exon.
AUGGCGAAUGUGAAUUGGAGUGAUAACGAAGAAGUGUUUCAGUUUCCUAACGAUGAUAGCGAUAAUGGAUCAGACUUUGAGGGCUUCAACCUUGCAGAAAUACAAUUAGGGAACAGAAAGACGCUUGCACAAGUGCACAUGGUGGAUUUUGUACCCAACAAUGACCGCGAUUCUCCUAUAGACUUGGAAGAAGGUUGGUCUCGGGAAGAUGUCGCGCCUGUGAAUUCACCGUUCGUCGGAGAAAUGAAAUUAAAUGUGGACAUGGACGAUUUUGAGCCUUUAACUUUUCUGAAGCUGUUUGUGAAUGAUGAUUUUAUAAAUUUGUUAGUUGAGCAAACAAAUUUGUAUGCUCAAAGGCGAGUAGAAGCAGGGAAUGUAAGCCAGUUCCGUUGGAUUAAACAAUGGCGUCCAGUCAACAUGGCGGAAAUGAAAGUUUUCCUCAGCUUGACGAUCUGCAUGGGAUUAGUGCAAAAGAAUGAUGUGAGCGAUUAUUUGGCGGCCGACGAUGUUCAGGAUACUCCAUUCUUCCGUGAACAGAUGUCCAGGGAUCAAUUUCUACUUAUCUUGAGUAACUUUCACCUCACAGACAAUGGAGGACAGGUGGGAUUUGAUCCAUUGUUCAAGGUUAGACCGGUUGUAAACCAACUAUUGACUGCAUUUAGUGAGGUGUAUUUACCGGACAGAGAUCUUAGUUUUGAUGAAGCCACAUGUGCAUGGAGGGGAAGACUUAAGAUUCUGUGUUUACAACCAGCAAAGCCCGCAAAGUUUGGAAUCAAGCUAUACCAAGUUUGUGAGGUGAAGUCAGGUUACUGCAUUGGAUUCGACAUCUAUACUGGCAGUACACCUUGUACACUGUCUGAUGCAAUUGGAGUGAAUGAAGACUGCACUGGAACAACCAGAACAGUGAUGGGAUUGCUUACAAGAUGUGGACUUUUAGACAAAUGA